UCUCCAAAAAUCUCUCCUUUUUCUUUCAAAGCUAAUUUUCCCACUCUCCUUCAAAAUUUUCCACCCUUUACUCUUAUUCCUUAACUUAUUACUCUCUUGAUUUUAUUCUGAUUCUUGAAUCAUUUCUUGUUUUUCUUCUGAUUCUUGAACUAAAAAACAAACAUUUUCUUGUUCUUGCUCUGUUUUUUCUAAAUCAUUUGAAGUAAAAAUCAUGGGGUUUUCAAAGAAGACGCAAGCGGAUUCCGGGUUAGAUUCGGAAGCGAAAAAAUGGGUAAUUGCUGGAAUCGCAAUUAGAACAUCAUUGAAGCCGAUAAACACGAAAACGAGAGCGAAAAAUGAAGAAGAAGAGAGUGAGGAAGAGCAUACACCAACAGCAAAAGAAUCAAGAAUGCCAGAAAGACCAUCUUGCCCUCCAGCUCCAAGAAAGAGAAGGCCAGCUUCAAGGUGUAACUAUAACAAUAGUGUUAGAGAGUUUUUUACUCCUCCUGAUUUGGAAUCAGUUUUCAAAUGCUAUGUUGAGAAAGCAAAUUAAGAGUUUGACUCAGUGACUCAGUGUACAACUGCUACUACUAGUUAGUUUGUUUGGCUUUAAGAAUGAUAUGAUGUAGUUUAGUUUAGUUUAAAUACUUAGUGAUUUUGUAGUGUUUUUUUUUAUUAUUUGUAUCUCUAUCUUUUGUGUUUUUGUAGUGUUUUAGGAGCUGAACUUGUACAAAAGAUGAUUAUUAUAUUUAUGAAAUUUCUAAUUUAGUUUGUUUUA
Mercurialis annua (annual mercury) is the source of this 757-nucleotide messenger RNA. RefSeq names its product cyclin-dependent protein kinase inhibitor SMR6. Gene Ontology annotation, biological process: regulation of DNA endoreduplication. The record is from RefSeq and is a predicted model, not a curated record. The transcript has a single exon. Lineage: Eukaryota; Viridiplantae; Streptophyta; Magnoliopsida; Malpighiales; Euphorbiaceae. The coding region runs from base 212 to 532 and encodes 106 amino acids.